AUGGCGGUCUGUGAUUGUGAGGGACCAGGGAGAAGAGAAUUUAUCCAAAGAUUAAAACUUGAAGCAACUUUGAAUGUGCAUGAUGGAUGUGUGAAUACAAUUUGCUGGAAUGAUACAGGAGAAUAUAUUUUAUCUGGUUCAGAUGACACCAAUCUGGUAAUUAGUAAUCCCUACAGCAGAAAGGUUUUAACAACCAUUCGCUCGGGACACAGGGCCAAUAUUUUUAGUGCAAAAUUCUUACCGUGCACCAAUGACAAACAGAUUGUAUCUUGUUCUGGAGAUGGAGUAAUUUUUUACACUAACGUUGAACAAGAUGCGGAGACCAACAGACAAUGCCAGUAUACGUGCCAUUAUGGAACUACCUAUGAGAUUAUGACAGUACCAAAUGAUCCCUAUACUUUCCUCUCUUGUGGUGAAGAUGGCACUGUAAGAUGGUUUGAUACUCGAAUCAAAACAAGUUGCACAAAGGAAGAUUGUAAAGAUGAUAUUUUAAUAAACUGUCGGCGUGCUGCCACUUCUGUUGCUAUUUGUCCACCAAUCCCAUACUAUCUUGCUGUGGGUUGUUCUGAUAGCUCAGUGAGAAUAUAUGAUCGGCGAAUGCUUGGGACAAGAGCAACAGGGAAUUAUGCUGGUAGAGGCACUGUUGGAAUGGUGGCACGUUUUGUUCCUCCUCAUCUUAAUAACAAAUCCUGUAGGGUAACGUCUCUAUGUUAUAGUGAAGAUGGUCAAGAGAUCCUUGUUAGCUACUCUUCAGAUUACAUAUACUUGUUUGACCCCAAGGAUGACACAGCACGAGAACUUAAAGUUCCUUCUGCUGAAGAAAGACGGGAAGAGUUACGGCAACCUCCUGUUAAACGUUUGCGACUAAGAGGGGAUUGGUCAGAUACUGGACCAAGAGCAAGGCCUGAGAGUGAACGAGAAAGAGAUGGGGAGCAAAGUCCUAAUGUCUCUCUAAUGCAAAGGAUGUCAGACAUGCUGUCAAGGUGGUUUGAAGAAGCUAGUGAGGUUGCACAAAGCAAUCGAGGACGAGGAAGAUCACGGUCCAGAGGUGGGACUAAUCGGACAGAUGCUCCUGCUGCUAAUAACGUGCCGCCUAGUACAGAAUCAGAAACUGCAAUGGAAGUAGAUGGUUCUGAGCAACUUCCAUCAUCUUCCUCUUCUACAAUGUCAGCCCAAGCUCCUUCAACAUCAUCUUCAACAGAAAGUCCCCCUUCAACUUCAUUAUUGUCCUCUCCUGAUAAUGAACAAAGGCCUUCUUUAGGGGCCUCAGCUCAACCUGUGCUCCAUCAGUCUGAGUUAAUGGGACCUGAGUUAGCUAUAAUCCGUAGGGGUCUACAGCGACUGAGGCUUAAGAAGGCAGAACAACAGAGACAGCGAGAGCUAGCUGAGGGUUCAGCGCCACAGUCAUCCUCCUCUGAUCAGUCCUCCUCUAAGGGCUCCUCACAGGACCCUCAGACAUCAGGUUGUCAUUUGUCAAGGUUUCUUAAGCAGCUAACGUAG
Molecule: messenger RNA, 1500 nt
Organism: Balearica regulorum gibbericeps (East African grey crowned-crane)
Lineage: Eukaryota; Metazoa; Chordata; Aves; Gruiformes; Gruidae
Source: RefSeq, a predicted model, not a curated record